Mucor mucedo is the source of this 614-nucleotide messenger RNA. RefSeq lists its product as uncharacterized. The transcript has 5 exons. Gene Ontology annotation, cellular component: nucleus. The record is from RefSeq and is a predicted model, not a curated record. The coding region runs from base 18 to 608 and encodes 196 amino acids. Lineage: Eukaryota; Fungi; Mucoromycota; Mucoromycetes; Mucorales; Mucoraceae.
UUUUUCACACACACAAAAUGAAUGAAGAAUACUUCCAGGAAUUAAAUAGGCUGAAGGGUCUAUGUCAUUUACCCUCCGUCCAAAAAGCCCUGGAUGCCUUGAUCAAUGAAGGUCGCCAAGUGCGUGAACCAAUUAAACGAACAAAGGCACUACUUCAAACAAGAUACAUCACCACUGGUUACGCUUGGUGUCAAAGUGCGGCCUCUGUAACAUUAUACGUCAAUUUUGACAAUGCAGAUGAAAUACCAAAGACAAAGUACAGUCUAGAUGUGUUGGACAGAAGCAUCGAGCUAAACAUUUUUGAUUACAAGGGAGUAAACCAUAACUUCAAGAUCAAUCAAUUAUGUGAUUUUGUAAAGCCAGAAAACUCCACCAUCAAGUUCAAACAAGACAAGAUUGUCAUUAUUCUGAAGAAACGAAACGCUGGUUCUGACUGGCCAGACUUGCGAAUGAAAUCCACACAUAAAACCUUCCAUGAAUUGGAACGUCAUGAAAAGAGCUAUACACCUAAACUAAAUACCAAUUACACUACACCCUUUACAAACGGAAUACACUGUCAUCAUGAUGAACUAAAUAAAAAAAAUUCAACAGGGGGUUUCAUUUCCUAAAGAUAG